Molecule: messenger RNA, 759 nt
Organism: Caenorhabditis remanei
Lineage: Eukaryota; Metazoa; Nematoda; Chromadorea; Rhabditida; Rhabditidae
Exons: 7
Coding region: 1-759 (252 amino acids)
Cellular component (GO): plasma membrane
Source: RefSeq, a predicted model, not a curated record
AUGACAAAAGUGGUGAGCUAUGCAAUACUGGUACUUACAAUAAUUGCUUUUCUCCUCACAGCUGCCGCAUUAUGCACACCGGCGUGGCAGGUUGUGUACGCUAGAGAAAUCCGACAAUGGGUGCAAAGCGGAUUAUGGCUUGCGUGUCAAACAAGACCAAAUGGCAUGUACAGUUGUACAUACACAUUCUCGCAUGACGACUUUAACACAUACUUCAGCGAUGAAGUUUCCGGUUUCCGAACGCCUUCGUUUUAUCCAUGGCAGCGAACACUGUUCCAUAUCUAUCUGAUAUCACAGGCAUUUGCAAUGCUAUCGUUAAUUAGUUUUUGUGUGUCGGUAUCUCAUAGUGACAGCAAACUGCCCAAUAUUCUUAGGACGGUUUUUCUGGUGUUAGCCGCGGUCAUUGCGUUCGGAUGUUUGCUUGCAUUUGCAGUCUACUCAUACAUGGUCGAGUAUCGAUUCUUCCAUGUCUCCGUUAGUGGAAUUUAUGAAAAACACCGCGGAUACUCUUGGUACAUAGCAUUGACUGGAGCAAUCGUUUAUCUGGUCGCCAUCAUUUUAUCCGUGGUUCACGUAUUCCUGCAAGCCAGAGAUGGAAGUGCAACAAUGUCGAGACAAAAUAUCAAUUCCUCAUUACAAAGUGACAUAUUCGAAUACCAAUAUCACCCGAACCGAUCUAUGGAAUCAUUUGAAGACCGUUUUGCCAUGAGAACUCUACCACCUGUGCCAAGACAAGAGAAGAAAACUACUGUCUUUUAG